Messenger RNA from Trichoplusia ni (cabbage looper), 4956 nucleotides. RefSeq names its product WSCD family member AAEL009094. The transcript is spliced from 5 exons. Bases 265 to 1152 code for a protein of 295 amino acids. Gene Ontology annotation, molecular function: sulfotransferase activity. The record is from RefSeq and is a predicted model, not a curated record. NCBI's taxonomy places the organism in Eukaryota, Metazoa, Arthropoda, Insecta, Lepidoptera, Noctuidae.
UAUAUUGCUGUCAAUUUUAAACUGCAGUUUAGUCGAUCGAAAUUGUUAAUAAUUUAUAUUUUAAAAAACAAAAACAGUUAUUAAUAACAGAAUGUGAAAUAAAUACAUAGUGAACUGGAAUCGGUUCAAGUUAAAAACGUCCAUGUAAAUAAACAGUGGCAAGAUGAUAGCAAUAUCAAAACACGAAUUUGUUUUACAAUAAUAAGAAAACAUGAAUAAAAAAAUUGACUUAAUCAAAAUAGCAUAGCAUAAAUUUUGUCUAAGAUGUCUCGGAGGUCGAUGUUUUUGAUUGCGGCAGCGGUAGUGCUGUUAUAUUUUUCGAUAAUUUUGUUUAUGUUGAACCCUUUGCACGGGUCUCGGGGUGGGUAUUAUGGCGGCGGGUAUAUGAAUAGCUUCGCGUUUCGACACGACCCGCCUGUGAACUGGUGCAGUGAGUUGCGAUGGCGGAAUCCUCCGUCUCCGGACGUGGUCGCCCUGGCGUCCUACCCGGGCAGUGGCAACACAUGGCUACGAUAUCUCUUGCAACAAGUUACGGGUGUAGUAACAGGCUCAAUAUACAUGGAUUACGGACUCAGAGUGCAUGGGUUUCCUGCUGAGAAUGUGACGGACGGAUCAGUUCUUGUAGUGAAGACCCAUGCAAUACCAAGUGAUUCUGACAAGUUUAAAUCUGCUGUCUUACUAAUUAGAAACCCCAGAGAUGCUAUACUGGCUGAUUUCCAUAGACUGCAUAGAGGACACAUAGGGACAGCGCCAAAAUCAGCUUUUAAAAAGAAGUCUCAUGAAAAUAAGAAAUCAGAUUGGGCGACGUACGUGUCGACUCAGCUGACGGCGUGGGAGUCGCUCAACCAGAUGUGGUUGACGCGCUUCCCCGGCCCGCUGCACAUCGUGUUCUAUGAGAUCCUGGUACGUGACACUCGGAACACGCUGCAGGGGAUACUCGACUUCUUGAGCUAUAAUGUUACUGAGACCGCAAUGAACUGCGCAAUGGCAAACAAGGAAGGUAUAUACAGACGCAAGAAGAAGUACCAAGACUUCGAACCGUUCACAGCAGACAUGUACAAAGCACUCGACCAGGUUCGGAAUCGCGUGCUCAGCAUGGUCAUGGACUAUAAGAGGAAACAUAGCAAUGUACUGCAGGUAGGGUAUGUAUGAAUCGUUCUAGAAUGUGGUACUAUAUAGGAAAGGCAGAAGGUCUACUCUUUAAACUUGAAUCUUGUUCAAUAAAUGCACAAUUUUUCGGGCCUAAUUUAAUUACGGUAAUAGAAGAUAGAUAAGAUGUGUACUUAUUUAAUUCUCACGUUGUAAUAAUGUAAUGGUUAUUUUUUCGAGUUAUGUUUUUUUUUAAGGGAAUAAGAAUUAUUUUUGUAGAAUGUUUUAUCUGUAAAAUUAUAAUGAAAGAGACUUGUAAAAGAUUUUAAAAUUAAAAUGUUAAGUUAUAACUUAAGGGCCUCUCAAGUAUUCAUUAAUCUAUUCAUUUCUCCAAAGCCCAAUAGAUUUUUCACAUGUAUUAACUAAAAGUUUAAAGAGUUGAUCUUCUGAUAUUUAUCUCUUACGCCUACUUCUGGGGCUUUAAGAAAAAUCAGUAUUUUUAUAUCAUAGAAUUGCAAUGAAAGAGUCUCUUAUAAAGUAAUUAUAUUCAAUUCAACUCAUAUUUGCACACGGCGCUAUGUCUGGGCAACUUAGUCAACAUACAGUGACAUUGUGUACAGUCGCUAAGAUAUUUUUGGUUUGAAGUUUGUAUAGAAAUUAUUGACAAGCAUCUGCUCAGAUAUUAAUGAGGUAAUAAAUGUUCAGAUAUUAAUGGUAACUUGUAGCGAAUGGAAAUUAUUGACAUUUGAAAUUGUUCAAAAGUAUUUCGUCACCUUGUCUGCUACGAUAUAUCUGAUGGCGACUGUACUACAACUUUCAUUUGUGUGUCACUGUCACACAAAGUAAAAUCACAGUAAACAAUCGCACGCACACAUAGCGCUAUGUGCACAAAUGAGUUGAACUAUCCGUAGAAGAGUAUUUUGUGUUGUCGUUUGUUGUUAAAGUCCAUACAAGCUCAAAAACAAUGAUAUCGAAGCUAAAUGUAGGAUUGUAAUUGUUAUAACGAAUCGACCUAAUGUAGUUUAAAAGAAAUGUACAAAAUCUUCCUUUGUGUGUCGUAGUGGUUUGAAUGUGUCAUGGAAAUUAUACAUAUAUUAAAGUAGUUUGUAAUUUUCUAAACCUUGGGGCUAUCUACCAUCGACUAUCAAAAUUGAAAAAAUAUGUAGUUGUGUAAGCGAGCUGCCGAUCUACGACGUUUAGUGUGUCGUCUCGCUUUCUCAAAUGCAGUAAUGUUAUUUUAAGUAGACUCCCAGAAAUAUGAAGAACAUAGAGUUCAUAUGAAAUGUACUUUAAGACCUUUCAUGUAUUCUAUUACCUAUGUUCACAAAUAAAUAUGAUUGAUUGAUUGAAGAAUAGAAAUUCUUCCAAGAUAGUGUAGUAAUAUGAUUAUGUCAGAAGUCGCAAAAAUACCCCAUAUUCUUCGUAAAUAUAUUCUUAUAAAUUCUUCGGUUCGUACUUAUUUGGAUUUUAGCGCCCACUUUUGGGCUUAAUUCUAAUAUUUACUUAAUCUACGCACAAAUGUAUUUUUUGUCUUUUUUACCUACCUAAAAUAACAUAUGAUCGAAAUAAUUGAUAAGUUUAAUGAUUAUACAAUCAUUUUGCGACUUUUAAUUUGCAUUUUUAGUAAUUUAGUAUUUACAAUUCUAUGAUGUAGUAUUAGCAAAUUGGUACCUCCUUUAGACAAAAUACCUCGACGCAUUUAGAGAAAGCUUUACUGGAGUAAUAUUUGUUUACAAUUCAUAUUUUAAGCAAAAAAUAAAGCAUUUAUGGACUCGAAUCCAAAAACACAUUUAAUAGAUUCCUUUACAAAUAUUGUUUUACAUUCAUAUAGAGAACACACGGACCUCAUUCUUAAACUGUAAUAAAAAAAAGCAGUAUUCGAUUUUGCUUUACGCAAUUUAGGAAGUAGUUUCUAAUUAUUGAGAUGUUGAUGUACCUUGUUUACUAAAAUUGGCCUAAAUGGAUAAUAAUUUAAUGUAGGUCUUCUAAAAUACCUCUUUAUUGUAAAUAACCCUAGGCAUUGCAAUUGCUGAUUGAUCGCUUAAAUGUGCUCAAUGGGAGUGGCAAGUCCAAAACGUAGAAUAAUAAUUAUUUAAAUCGAAUAACGGAACAAAGGUAAAUACGUAAUUCAUUUUACUUUCUAUAGCUAGCCGAAACAAGAAGAACAAUAUGUCUAUUUUUGGCUUCGUCUUCAAGCUUUAAACCUGUUCAAGCUAUUAGAUAGUUCUAGAUAUUACCAAAGAAAUACCAGUAUUCAUAGUAAGAUCUGUUACAUAAGACGCACGUGAUGUUAGAUUUGACAAUAGUUUAAUUUCUAUAUAUCAGAUUUGUCUUUUAGUGGCUGAUAGUCCAUGAAUAUUUUUUUAUAGUAAUGUUAUAUCGUGAGGAGGAUUCAUUCAUUCAUUGUUUAAUGAUGCAAUGCGGGGUCUUGUUUCAAUAUCGUCAAUUUGUCUCGCGAUCCCGCCGCGUCAGCUCAUGAUUAAGGACUCCGGUUGGGUCUGAAACUAGUCGGGCAAUCCCGAUAAAUACGCGUGACUAAAAAUAGCAUCAUUUAAUAACAUCAUUUUAUUGUACAAUUUAAUUAGCUCAUUGUAUAAACUGUUCCUAAUUUUAGGCCUAAUUUUAUUAUUGUAAUUAAUUAGUAAAUAUUACGUAAUUCGUUAACUAGUCAAAGUUUAGUCAACUUGUUAAUUGUGUACUUAUUUAUUGAAGAACACCACAGACCAGACAAUAAACGUAGACAGAACUUAGCAAAUAUUAUCACUACGUUUACGCUUCUUUAAAAAAGGUAAAUAUUUAAAGUAUUUUUUCAUAUAACCCAAUGUUGGGCAAAGGUUUCCCCGAAUCCUUCCACGAAUCUCUAUCCUGGGCUGAUUCCUUAGCAGACUGUUACAUUUGUUAAAUGAAAAUUCCACAGCUUUCUAUGUUAUUUUGUAUGAGUUACAAAAUGACGUCGUUGCUGCAAGACAGCCCACUAUGGCCGUAAUCAAUAAUCCUCCGUCAUAAACUGCGCGUCAACGUGUUAGUAUCUGUCUAUACUAUUACUGGUCUGUAAUAAAUAGUUCUAAAUAAAUCUUCGGGCUAUAUUAAAUGAAACACGAUGUUACUACUGUCAACGAAAAUCGCGAUUAAAGUUCAAAUGUAAGCACUUGGUUAUAUACGCACUGUAAAUUGUCUAUAUAGUAUAAAUAGUGCUUAACACAUAUUUAUUUGUAAUUCAGUUUUAAUGUAUGUAAACGUGUAUGAAACGUCGUUUAUAAGGUAACUGAACAUAUGAUUAGGUGCCUAAUUUGACAUUGAAAGUUUGUUCGUAUAUAAGACAACUAUAGUCACCAAAUUCUCGACGAUUUAAACCAACUUAAAAGAGGAGGGGGUUUUCAAUUCGGCUCGUAUUUUGUUAUAUAUAUGUACAUCGAUUAUUCCAAAACUUCUGAUGCGAUUCACGUGAUUCAUUCAGUACCUAUCUGACACAUUUGUCGGUCAUCAGUCGGAUUCAUUUUUUGGUAAAAUUAAUUAUUCUUUUAAAUUUUCUACUGUUUAUAUUGGAAAAGAUGAAAAUCACGUCGUGAUCUUGGAGACGAAAAUCAUUAAAGGUCAGACUUAGUUUCCUUAUGUACUAACAGACUUACGUUUAGACUAAGCCUGCAGAAAAUAUUGUUUGUUUGUAAUUCUAUACGAUUACAAUUUAGUUCGUAUUCUCUGACAAUGAUAACUAGCCUAUUUUCAUUCCAUAUUGUUUAUUUUCUUAGUUUUGUGUUCUGUAUGAUGUUAGAUAAUAACUGCAUUUAAUAUCAAUGUUGAUUAGUUGUAAGUACUACAAAGAUCGAUGUUUAUCAGAAACUGGUAUUAAAUGAAUUUCCAAAUAAA